Plasmopara halstedii is the source of this 2700-nucleotide messenger RNA. Its product is annotated as Phosphatidylinositol-4-phosphate 5-kinase and related FYVE finger-containing proteins. NCBI's taxonomy places the organism in Eukaryota, Oomycota, Peronosporomycetes, Peronosporales, Peronosporaceae. The transcript has a single exon. Bases 1 to 2700 code for a protein of 899 amino acids. Gene Ontology annotation, molecular function: metal ion binding. The record is from RefSeq and is a predicted model, not a curated record.
AUGAGCCGCACAGCUAUCAACAAGACCACGGGCCAUGCGCCAUCUACGUUAAUGUUAGAGCGAAUGCGCGAGGCAGCGACUGACUUGGCCAUAUUGGCCUCGACCAUGCAAGGAUGGAAAUUUGCUAAUGAACGCAAUGGCGCAAUGCUUUACGAAAUGGCAGGUCGUAAUUUACCUCAAAACGUUUCAACAGCUAGAAAAUUUGGACGUGGAGCUGGACAUUCGGCCGAUUAUUUUUUAGUUCGGGCAGUCACUACAGUACAUUCUGGUGUUGCUCCAAUGUUAGAUUUAUUGCAUUCGACUACUACUGAAGAAUUUCGACUUGUGAUGCGGCAGAUUUUUAGUGAUUAUUUUCAACAUGGUGUCACAUUGGAUAAAUUAACGUGUACGACACCACCGCCAUUUGCUGAAGACCAUGAUGCAGGUGUGGAUGGCUCAAGACGAAGUUUUUCUGAGGAUGAUGCUUACUCGGUUAAUUGGCUGACUCUUAAGGCUCAAGCAAAGCUUGAAACGGUUGAGAAUAAUCGCGAUUUUACGCUAGUAUGCUAUCAAGAUGCUUUUUAUCGACAUGAAUCGGGUGUGUUAGAACGUGUAGGACGAGGAACAGCGCGUGCCAGGUCUAACACGCCCAAUCACGUAUCUCAAAGCCGAUUGAUGGGUGUUCACGUCUUGAGCAGUGUAAACUUUCAGGACGUACCAGAACUUUCAAUUCCUGAUUGCACAGACAGACUGCAUUUUCGUAAUUCGGGCUUUGUAAUUGAGGAGACGUCCGAGCCGAAUGUGUUGAGACUCUCACUUCUAUUGUCACUACUGCCGACCAAGGCGACAUUAAAAUAUGUUCGAAAGUAUCAACGAUGGCUACACACACUCGCAAGUUGUGUUGGUAAUCUAGCACAGAUUUUGAGGCCAGAAAUAACCAUGCACUGCUUGAAUAAGCUUACGUGGAAGCAAAGUGAUCACUGCUUCAUGUGUUUGAAGAUGUUUCGCACAUUUCGACGCUGUCACCACUGUCGUUUUUGUGGUGAAGCAGUGUGUAAUGCAUGUUCUAGUAUGAUCAACAUGUCUGGAUACGAUGUCAAGGAUAGCAGCCAUACAUUGAUUACCAGCGCCGCUAUCUCAUUAGCAUCAUCACAGUACAAAGAUACCGCAAACACAGAUUUUAGCCAGACUAGAGAUGCUCGGCAUUUGGCACCUGCUGACGAAAAAAGUCUCACACGCAACAGUAGUUUCAAGUCUCGUGGUCAUCGAGAAGCGAGAGGUUGUAAUGCUUGUAUUGCAGACCUGCGGCAUGGUUUGACAGCUUCCGUUGCUUUGAAAUUGCGGCGAAAUUCAGAUUCGGAUAGCAAUACCAGCGGUGAUAAUUCAUUCUUUGCGCGCUCUCAAAACGGUUUGAGUACUAGUUACGGCGACGAUGAUUUACAAUUAUAUGAUAGCCCUGAUGAGAUAAGCUAUGAACGCCGUCUUGGCUCGGUCGCGACGUUUAUCAAAUCUGACAAUGGUCCAGGUACAAUAGUAGAGGAGGAUGGCCCAUUUACAGCUAGUAUUCUGGGAUUAAUCGAUCCGGAGGAUCAAUAUUCUGUCACACCCGAAGAGAUGCAAGAUAAAUUCCCGGCCGUAGAUGAAGCGGCCCCACCACGGUUCCGCACCGUGUCCAAUCCUGACCAGCUCCGUCGAAUGCGUGAUGGGUUGGAUUCCGACUUGCCGCAACGUCUUAAGGAUAAACACAGUAUGGUGUCCAUGUCUACUGCAAGUAGCUCGUUUUCGCGUUCCUCGAACGAUCGUUACACCAAUGAAAACGUAUCGCAGUAUUCGCGUGGCACCAACUUUACGACCAUGUCGGAUGGAUUUUCUGCUGGUGAUCUCUCUCAUGACCCAGACAUCUUGGCUCUUGCUGGGUUGUCAAUGAAUAGGAAACUGUCUGAUGAUUUUGAAUCAGAGUUUGUUCAGCGACAACCGAUGUCUGACAGUGAGACUUACGAACACUUGUCUAGCCACGUUUACGUGGCGACCGAUUCGGAGAGAGAGACGGGGACUGAGAUAGUCGACUAUAAUACAGACAAGGAAUUAUCAAAGAAAGCUUAUCCCAAUUUCUGGCAUGAAAGCAGCCACGCUGACUCUCGAUGUCGCAGCACUACGACGAGCACGCGUGACGACAACCUUAACACACUUCGCCCUGCAGAUGUGCUUCGCCACCGUAGUCACACCUCAACUUCUGUAUUGUGGAACUCGGCUACCACAGCUUCAUUGUCUUCUUCAAGCACCGACUCAUCACGCAAAUUCGGUAGCUCCAGCAAUAUGAGCAUUAAAAUGGCCGAAGAACCAGCAGAGCCACCGGACAGCAGCUGCGAUGGCAAAAUCAAUUUCUUGAAGCUCAGCAGCCAUCCAUUAUCCCAUUCAACGGCUGCGAUUGAAGCAGUCGUCACCGCAACACCGGCAAACUCAGCUGAAAUUGACCGCACCUCGUCUAGCAAUGACGAGAAUACAUUAACGUUGGAUAGGCAAAAUUCUGCUUCAGUGACGGUGAAUGGAUGGCCAGUUCCUAUUCCUGAAGACACUUCCACGUCGGACCGCAACGAUAUGAUUCCAUUGCCUCAGUCAGGAGAACUACCAGUUAAAUUUGUUGUCUUUUCGGAUUCCAGGCGUAAAUCCAUCUUCACGCGGGCAGAUGAUGGUCAAGAUAUGAUUCCACUCGACUUUUAG